This is a messenger RNA of Salvelinus namaycush (lake trout), 3256 nucleotides long. Its product is annotated as junction plakoglobin-like. Gene Ontology annotation, molecular function: cadherin binding; alpha-catenin binding; transcription coactivator activity. The record is from RefSeq and is a predicted model, not a curated record. NCBI's taxonomy places the organism in Eukaryota, Metazoa, Chordata, Actinopteri, Salmoniformes, Salmonidae. The transcript is spliced from 16 exons. Gene Ontology annotation, cellular component: catenin complex; adherens junction. Bases 425 to 2623 code for a protein of 732 amino acids. Gene Ontology annotation, biological process: positive regulation of transcription by RNA polymerase II; cell adhesion.
CGCACUAACAUUUUAUCCAUAGUUGUAAAUUCGAAAACAACAAAAUAACAAUGUUUUAGCAAUGUAGUUGACCAAAAAUACGUUUGGGAAACAACAUUAAUAUUCAUAUUACUGUAUAGACUCAAGUAACCCCAGCUUUGUUUUGUUCUGGCCAAUUGCGUUUACAUUCCAAAUUGUGGAGAAGUGAAGGGUGGGGUCGGGUCGACAGCGAUAUGGUAAGAGGGGCGGAGUCGCUGGUGUUAGGCUUUUUACUCAUUGUUCUGAGUAUCAUCCUACCGCAGUUGAGGUGAGGCAGAGAGGACAAAGUAUAUCGUUGGAAAAGUCUGUUUGUGGACCUGCGUAGACUUGGAAUAUUCGAAACAAUUUCGUGUAUUUUGACAGGUCUUCUCCUCCGUUGUUGUUGGUUUGAGCCCAGGAGGCCACCAUGGAAAUGCAGAUGGGCAAUGAUGGGAGGGUGAAGGUGAAAGAGUGGCAGCAGACCUACUACGCCGGGGACUCUGGGAUCCAGUCAGGAGCCACCACAGUGAGGACCGAUGACGACGGGACCGAGUACAGCACCAAGCAGUACAGGACCGUCACCACCACCGUCGUCUCAGAGAACCCUGCUGAAGUGGAGUCUCAGUAUGCCCUGACCCGAGCCCAGCGUGUCCGAGCGGCCAUGUUCCCAGAGACGGUGAUGGAGGGCACGACCAUCCUGUCCACCCAGACUGACCCGUCCCAGAUGACCAACGUCCAGCGGCUGGCCGAGCCCUCGCAGCUCCUCAAGACGGCCAUCGUCCACCUCAUCAACUACCAGGACGACGCCGAGCUGGCCACGCGCGCCAUCCCCGAGCUCACCAAGCUGCUCAACGAUGAGGACCAGGUGGUGGUCAACAAAGCCUCCCUGAUCGUCAACCAGCUGACCCGUAAGGAGGCGUCUCGCCGGGCGCUGAUGUCGUCCCCCCAGAUGGUGGCGGCGGUGGUGCGGGCCAUGCAGAACACCGGGGACAUGGAGACAGCCCGGGCUACAGCCAGCAUCCUCCACAACCUGUCCCACCAGAGAGAGGGCCUGCUUUCCAUCUUCAAGUGUGGGGGCAUCCCUGCCCUGGUCCGCAUGCUCAGUUCUCCCAUGGAGUCUGUGCUCUUCUAUGCCAUCACCACCCUCCACAACCUGCUACUGCACCAGGAGGGAGCCAAGAUGGCGGUGCGCCUGGCCGACGGCCUGCAGCGAAUGGUACCUCUGCUGAAGAAGAGCAACCCCAAGUUCCUGGCAAUCACCACCGACUGCCUGCAGCUGCUGUCCUACGGCAACCAGGAGAGCAAGCUGAUCAUCCUGGCUAACAGUGGUCCGGAGGGCCUGGUCCACAUCAUGAGGAACUACAGCUAUGAGAAGCUCCUGUGGACCACCAGCCGCGUGCUCAAAGUUCUCUCUGUCUGCCCCAGCAACAAACCUGCCAUCGUGGAUGCUGGUGGGAUGCAGGCUCUGGGGAUGCACCUGACAGGCUCCAGUCAGCGUUUGAUGCAGAACUGUCUGUGGACCCUGAGGAACCUGUCUGACGCCGCCACUAAACAGGAGGGUCUGGACAGUCUUCUUCAGACCCUCGUUGGUCUCCUGAGCUCUGACGACGUCAACAUGCUCACCUGCUCCACUGGCAUCCUCUCCAACCUCACCUGCAACAACGCUCGCAACAAGGCAAUGGUCACCCAGGGCAACGGCAUCGAGGCGCUCAUCCACGCCGUCCUGAGGGCGGGAGAGAAGGAGGACGUGGCGGAGCCGGCCGUGUGCGCCCUGCGUCACCUGACGUCGCGCCACUCCGACGCCGAGGUGGCCCAGAAUGCCGUGCGCAUGCAUUAUGGCAUUCCCGCGAUCGUCAAGCUGCUCAAACAGCCCUACUACUGGCCUGUCGUCAAGGCUGUGGUUGGUCUGAUCCGUAACCUGGCACUGUGCCCAGAUAACCAGACCCCUCUGAGGGACGCCGGGGCCAUCCCCCGCCUGGUCAAUCUGCUGCUCAAAGCCCACCAGGACGCCCAGAAACACGGCUCUGCCGCACAGCAGACGUACCAGGAUGGCGUGAGGAUGGAGGAGAUCGUGGAGGGGUGCACAGGGGCCCUGCACAUCAUGGCCAGAGACCCCAUCAACAGGGGAGAGAUCGCCAGCAUGCAGACUAUCCCACUCUUUGUACAGCUGCUGUACUCUCCAGUGGAGAACGUGAAGCGCGUGUCUGCGGGGGCUCUGUGUGAGCUGGCCCUGGACAAGCAGUCUGCUGAGAUGAUCGACGCAGAGGGAGCCUCCGCGCCGCUCAUGGAGCUGCUGCACUCCAACAACGAGGGCAUCGCCACCUAUGCGGCCGCCGUUCUCUUCCGCAUCUCCGAGGACAAGAACUCCGACUACAAGAAGCGCGUGUCCGUGGAGCUCACGCACUCCCUGUUCAAGCACGACCCCGCCGCCUGGGAAAUGGCCCACAACGCUGUCCCCAUGGAGGCAGGCUACGCAGCAGACGAGCUGGAUGCAGGCUACCCCCAUUAUGUCGACUACCCUGCUGACAUGCCCAUGGAAGGAGAGAUGGGGAUGUCCGAUGUUGAGUACCAGACCGGCGGCAUGAACUACGACAUGAGGCAACCGGGAUAUGCUGAGCGCUAUUAGGACAAGGACACUGAAGGGAGGAAGAAGCAGAAGGGGGGGGGGGAGAAGAAAUCACACAAUCUUCAAAUGGAGUGAUGUCAAUCUGUCUCUGCUCAUCUCGAUGUAGUAUAUGCAAUUAUCACUGACUGUGGGACUCAGAUUCUAACAGGGCUUACCUUCUGUUUUCUAAGAAUAAUAUUGAUGAUGCACCGGUUUUUAGUCGGACGUUUUAAGGUUGUUGUUGUUGCGCUUUUCGGUGGGUAAUCGAUGCCAAAGAGAUUUUAUUUUGUGACGAUAAUCAUGUAGCUUCCUUUUUUAUUUUUUUUAUUUCAAUACUAGUUGAAAACACUGCCAGAGGUGACUGGACAACGAUGUGUAUUGUACAGCUCACCUGCUUUCUUUCAACACUAUUUGCUGUUAACAUUUUUCCAACUGUGUUUCUCGAAAGUCUGCAUGAGCUAAUACUGACUCAGUGGUGUAAUAUUCUUACAUUGACUCUCACAGUAGAAGAGAACCCAAUAGGGGGAGUCUACUGGAGGCCCUAAAUCAAGAACCUUAGGUGGAACGCUACUGACAGGGAAAUUUGUCUUUCUACAUAAAGGUUUUUACUUCAAUUUUGUUUAAGAAAAUAAAGAAUAUAUUAAUGUACAGGCA